AUGGGGCAGGAUAGAUUGUUGGUGAUCACGGAUCAGGUAGCUGUGUCGAUUUCUGCAGUUUCCGAUGCUAUUAAGAAGCUUAGGAAGGAAGAAGUUGUAGUGGUUGAUCCUAUGAUCAUUUAUAUACUGAAUGUCGUAGAAGAGCUCUACAGUCUAAUGUCACUGGAGUCUUCAUCUAUAGAUGAUGUUGUUUCUCUUUGUAAAAAAUUGGAGUUUCCCAGUGAUCAGUUGCUUGGAAAUAUCUCUAGAGUUUUAAAACCUGGUGGAUCUGUCCUUUUUUACCUGGAUUCUCAAACUGUUGGGGAACAAAUGAUUGCAUUGUCUGGAAACUUCUUAGCUUCCGACAUAUAA
This is a messenger RNA of Salvia splendens (bonfire salvia), 351 nucleotides long. RefSeq names its product anamorsin homolog. Gene Ontology annotation, molecular function: iron-sulfur cluster binding. NCBI's taxonomy places the organism in Eukaryota, Viridiplantae, Streptophyta, Magnoliopsida, Lamiales, Lamiaceae. Gene Ontology annotation, biological process: iron-sulfur cluster assembly. Gene Ontology annotation, cellular component: cytoplasm. The transcript has 4 exons. The coding region runs from base 1 to 351 and encodes 116 amino acids. The record is from RefSeq and is a predicted model, not a curated record.